CAACCUGUUCUCUGCUGCGCCUCCGACUCGCCUUUCAAAGAAACAUUGGAAAAGCUCGUCGUUUACUUUUUAAAGUCAAGUCUUUUUCCACUGGUUUUUUUCUGAGGAAACACUUCAAGCUACCACGAAACUCUCACGUUUCUUUUUUAUUCGAGCUUUUUUUUUGAGUCUUUUUAUUCGACGCGUUUGUGGACUUCGAACGAGGUCAGGCACCUGUUUCAAACAAGGAAGUCCAGGCUGGUUGAACCCGUCUGAGAUAAUAAUGUCGGCGAGGCGUCUGUACAUGGCCGUGAAUUAGGUCGGUUGUCUAUUCUGAAAGGCGAGUUUAUUCCCCAUGUUAAUCCUAUAAUUACGUUUUGGACCGUAGCCUGCCAUCUAAACGGGAUAAAUCUGCGUCCACCCUCUCCGAGACAAGAUGGAUAUGUCUUUGGAGCCCAAGUAUUCAUCAGCCGAGAACGGCUCCAUUGUUAACCUGGAUGCACUGAUCAUCCCAGACCAGUCUGACUUCUCCAAUAUGACCAUCAUCCGGACGAGCAACGGCUCCCUCAGAGAAGACUACAUGUUUUUAAACACACUGGCGGCUCAGGCCCUCUCCGGGAUAUUCGUCUGGUCCGCCUUGCUCAUGACAUGCCACCAGAUCUACACACACCUUCGGUCCUACACCGUCCCCAAUGAGCAGCGCUACAUCAUCCGCAUCCUGUUCAUUGUGCCAGUCUAUGCCUUCGAUUCUUGGCUCAGCCUGCUCUUCAUCAGCAACGACCAGUAUUACGUCUACUUUGAUUCUGUUCGAGACUGCUACGAAGCGUUUGUCAUUUACAAUUUCCUGAGCCUGUCCUUUGAGUAUCUGGGAGGAGAGAGUGGAAUCAUGUCGGAGCUCCGAGGGAAGUCCAUCCAGUCAAGUUGUCUGUACGGUACCUGCUGCCUCGCCGGAAGCAGCUACUCCAUCGGCUUCUUGAGAUUCUGCAAACAGGCGACUCUCCAGUUCUGCGUCGUCAAACCCAUCAUGGCCAUCAUCACCAUCAUCCUGCAGGCCUUUGGCAAAUAUCACGACGGAGAUUUUAACAUAAAUGGAGGAUACCUCUACAUCUCCAUCAUCUACAACUUCUCCGUCAGCCUGGCCCUCUACGCUCUCUUCCUCUUCUUCUUCGCGACCAGUGACCUGCUCCGGCCGUACGAACCGGUGCUGAAAUUCCUCACCAUCAAAUCCGUCAUCUUCUUAUCCUUCUGGCAAGGAAUGCUCCUCGCCAUCCUGGAGCGCUGCGAGGUCAUACCCAACGUGCUCUUCAUCGAUGGACAAGAGGUCGGCGCCGGCACCGUGGCAGCGGGCUGGCAGAACUUCAUCAUCUGCAUCGAAAUGUUCUUUGCUGCCAUCGCCCUCCGAUACGCCUUCACCUGCACCGUCUACCAGGAGAAGAAAUUGGACGUGUCGGAAAACCAGCCGCCAAUGCACAGCAUCUCCAGCGGUCUGAAGGAAACCAUAAACCCAGCAGACAUGGUGCAAGAUGCCAUCCACAACUUCUCCCCAGCCUACCAGCAGUACACCCAGCAGUCCACGCAGGAGGUCGUCCAGCCCAGCAACAACGGGAAAGUGGCCGCGGGCAGCAAGAGCUCCCGCAAGUCUGACAAAUUCAUGCUGAUCACCUCUGAUGAUGAAUUAUAGCCCUUUUUCUCUUUUAAUCCAGCAAGAUCCAGAUGUUUGGGUCCGUGCCACCCAUAUCUCUGACCCCCUGGGGAAACAGCUGUAUCGCACAGAGCUGGAUUGAAUCCAGGUGUUUCAUUGUCAUGUUCCUCGUAUUUAAGAUGGACUGCUUGCUUCUGUCCUGUUUUAAUGAAUAAAUUAAAGCAGCGAGAGGAGGAAGAAAUGUAAUAGUAGUUUUAAAAUGCAUAGCUCAACGACCAGAGAACUCACCUGUCUUCAUCUCCUUUGGUAAUAAUCUCAGGAAGACGACGUGUCACCUUCACGGUAUCGGGAGACAUCUGGAGCAUGUGCAAUUUCUUUAAAUCAAGCCGCUGCAUCUUCAGCAUGUUCCCCCCCCCCCCCCCCCCCCCCCGUCGUAACUUUCUGAUUCGGUCAUUGUGCCGGCGCUCGUUCUCCGGCCGCCCUGAAGUGCGUUCCCUCUGAUUCAUGUCGGCUUUCAAAGAGGACGUUAUUAAUAUGUGACUUCGAGAGGGAAGCGGGGGAAGCCAGCGGUGGCUGGGAAUGACACUUUAUGGACCGUCUCUCGCAUCUGCUUGUUUGAAGUGUGUGCCGAGCGUUUCCCAAGGCCCGGUUUCCUGACAAAUGGGACGAUUUUUUUGAACGGAGACUCAUUCGUUUUGGAGCGGGCACUUCAAACCGCAGGCUGUACCACUUCGCCGUCCUUUUGUAUUCGCCGUGGCGAGGACAAAUUGGAUGAACCCGUCUCCUCCAAAGUGGGGGUUCUAGUCUUCUCGUUAAUUUUUCCCAGCAUGCUAAAGAGUUUUAAUUCAGUGCAACCAGACAGCCGUUCGAUUACCGCCUUGUUUCGUCAGUGUUUGGCAGAACCUGUUCACAUCAUUAUUUGUGUUUUUAUGAUUCCAUGUCCCAGGGAUUAUGAAGCGUACACCGAAUUUGAUUGGUGUAAAUCAUAUUUUCUGUUUUUAUUUUAAAAAAUAACUGUUUUGGAUUUUAAAUUGGGAAGAUUUUAAUGUGUUUUUUUAUUUUAUUUUUUAGACAACCAGAUAUUCUGUGUGGUGGAGAAGUAGCUCAACAAAUUUGUGUGUGUGUGUGGAGAGACUUUGUAGUUUCUUCUCCCGCUUAGUUUUUUUAAAUUUAGAAAUGCUAUGUUGAUGUGACAUGGGAGACGUAAAGCUUAAGUACAUUAUUGGAAACGACUUUUUUCAUGGGUUGUUUGCAUUUUCAUACCUUGUGCCAAUUAUAGCUGUCUUUCUGGGAAAGCUGAAAUCAAUGUUGGGUUCAAGAAUAUAAUUAACUUUUGUGUCUUUAGUCCUAUUUUUGUUUUGUGUAACUUGAACCGAGUGAGUCUGCACUUCUAGAGGAGAUCAAAAGCUUUAUUUGAAAAAACCAAAACCCCAAAAGACAAAUUUUUAGAAUAAUACCAUUCUUUAAAAUCAAGAGUAGAAACAAAUAGACUUUAUUUGUACAUGAGGGUAGUUCAUUGAGAAAACAUGUAAAUAAAUGACUGUAAAAUAAAAAUAAUUUAGAUGUU
Messenger RNA from Pseudoliparis swirei, 3188 nucleotides. It is a transcript of the gene tmem184a, whose product is annotated as transmembrane protein 184a. Gene Ontology annotation, biological process: transport. Bases 416 to 1660 code for a protein of 414 amino acids. The record is from RefSeq and is a predicted model, not a curated record. Gene Ontology annotation, cellular component: early endosome membrane. Gene Ontology annotation, molecular function: transporter activity. The transcript has 9 exons. NCBI's taxonomy places the organism in Eukaryota, Metazoa, Chordata, Actinopteri, Perciformes, Liparidae.